Molecule: messenger RNA, 978 nt
Organism: Dracunculus medinensis (Guinea worm)
Lineage: Eukaryota; Metazoa; Nematoda; Chromadorea; Rhabditida; Dracunculidae
Source: the annotation of a GenBank genome assembly
AUGGUUGGUGUUCAUCAUCACAGAGGUGAAAGCGAGUCAAAUAUCCCAUUACGACGACCUUCACCUGAUUGUUUUGCAGCGACAAACGAUUUAAAUCAAAUUAAUAUGAUGCCGAAUGGUCUGGUCCGAAAAGAAAUUUUAAAGACUAUGGUCGCAUUUUUUUGUAUGUUAUUAUCAGCAUUCUUAAAUUUUUUUAUUUUGACGGUGAUCCAUGACAUAGUGCCGAGAGAACCAUUGCCUGAUAUAAUUUUUAUGGUGAUACCACAACAGAAAUGGGCUUGGGUUGUUGGUGAUGUUUUUUCUACUAUAAAUGCCAUUAUUGGAUUUAUCUGUGUUUUUUUGCAUAAAAAGCGUUUAAUAAUAUUACGGCGAGUAUUAUUGCUUGGAGCAAUAAUGUAUGGUCUCAGAGCUAUAAUAAUGUCAGUAACAUUUUUGCCUCCAUCAUUUCAUGAUCGUGAUGAAAUUUGUCAGCCCCAGGUCAAUCGUACAGUAAUCAGCGCUAUGGAUUUUGCUACAAGGUUUCUGACGUAUGUUGUUACUUUGGGUCUUACAUCUGGUCAAGAAAAGAUUUUAUGCGGUGAUCUCAUGUUUAGUGGUCAUACUAUCGUCCUCACUAUUAUGUAUUUUACGCAACUCUAUUAUACGCCUAAGCGACUAGCUUUUUUAAGAUAUAUAGCAGCACCUAUUACAUUCUUAGGUAUAGCAGCAUUAGUGGUAUCAGGUGGUCAUUACACAAUGGAUGUUUUGAUUGCAUAUUGGUUAACAAGCCAUAUUUUCUGGAGUUACCAUCAGUUGUUUGAUUCACCUAAAACCGAUCGUUCUAAAACACCUAUGUCUCGUUUAUGGUGGUUUUGGUUUUGCUAUUGGUUUGAAAGUGAUGUCCCUGAGGGUCCAAUAGUUAAUGAAUGGAAUUGGCCAUUUACUAUGCCAUCGUUUAUGCUAAAAGCAAUUAAUUAUAUUAAUAUUCGAUUACGAUAA